CAAUACUAAUUUAUUUUCCAAUGGCAAUAUUUCAAUUAUGCUCCAACAAUAUUAUGUUUCUCUUUAUAUUAUGGAUUUUCCCUAUGCUAUCAAUUACUGCCAAUUCUAAUCCAAAUUGGCAUUGCAAGAAGCAUUACACAUUAGCUAAUUGGUUAAACCAUGGUGGUGAUUUGUACAAUCAAAGAAAUGCGUAUGGUGAAAAGAAAAUUAACCCUAUGAGUGCUUCAAAGCUGAGGUUAAAAUGGGAAUUCAAAGCCGGAAAAGAUAUAACGGCGACUCCAGCAAUCUACGCUGGAAUAUUAUAUUUUCCUAGUUGGAAUGGAAAUAUAUAUGCAGUUAGAGCUGACGAUGGAGUUUUAGUAUGGAAAAAAAGUAUGGAAGAAUUGACUGGAAUUAGCGGAAAAUUUAAUGCAUCGAUAGUGGCAAAUGUGACAAGUAUAGUGGCAAGAGCAACACCGAGUGUUGUAAGUGAUAGGGAUAUGGUGAUUGUUUGUGUCUAUGGACCAAGUUUGGCUCUUGCAUUAAAAAGAAGUAAUGGUGAUCUUAUUUGGAAAACAAAAUUGGAUAAUCAUCCUCUUAGUGUUGUUACUAUGUCUGGGACAUACUACAAGGGAGCUUUUUACGUGGGAGUCUCAUCGCUAGAAGAAGGUGCUGAAGCCGACGAAUGUUGUUAUUUUCGCGGUAGCUUCCUCAAGUUAGAUGUUAAAACUGGAAAAAUCCUAUGGAAAACCUUCAUGCUGCCGGAGAAUGGCGGUAAAAGUGGCGGUUAUUCUGGCGCCGCGGUAUGGGGAAGCAGCCCUUCCAUUGAUUCGCGAAGAAACCACGUCUACAUUGCCACUGGAAACCUAUAUUCCGUCCCUAAACGCAUCGAGGAAUGUCAACAGGAGCAGAAUCAACAGAACCAUACGAAUAAUCCGACUCAACCCAACCCCUGUAUCGAGCCUGAGAACCACUCUGACUCGAUUUUGGCUUUGGAUUUGGAUUCAGGGAAGAUCAAAUGGUACAAACAACUUGGAGGAUACGAUGUUUUUAUUCUAGCAUGCUUAAAUUCAACGAACCCUAAUUGUCCACUUGGUCCCAACCUUGAUUAUGAUUUCGGAGAAGCUCCGAUGAUGAUAAGUGUGGUUGUUAAUCAGACGAAGAAGGUAGACAUUGUAGCUGCAGUGCAGAAGAGUGGAAUUGCAUGGGCACUGAAGCGUGAUAAUGGCGACAUCUUAUGGUCUACGCAAGCAGGUCCUGGAGGUGUAAGCGGAGGAGGUAUAUGGGGAUCAGCCACAGAUACAAAGAGGGUAUACACUGGCAUAGCCAACAGCAAUAACGUAAACUACACAUUGUCUCCAUCGACGAAUGUGACCACAGGUGGAGCGUGGGUGGCGAUGGAUGCUAGAACAGGCGAAAUCCAAUGGACAACAGCAGUUCCAAACCGACGUAGAUCAAACCCUGUGACUAUUGCCAAUGGUGUGUUGUUAGGUGGUGCAACGGAUCCGCGAGGCCCUGUCUACGCCAUUGACGCGAAAACAGGGAAGAUAUUGUGGUCGAAUGAGACCGGUGCAACGGUAUACGGGGGUGUGUCAGUGAGCAAUGGUUGCUUUUAUGUUGGCCAUGGUUACAAGGUUAAUUUAGGAGCCUUUAAUCCUAUCACCACUGGCGGAACUUCACUAUUUGCCUACUGUGUAUGUUGAAAUGCCAAAGAAUAUUUAUUGUAUAUUUGUAAUGAAUAACUGCAUUUGUUGCAGCAGAAAAUAUCUAAAUAAAGAAACCUGUGUUCUCUCUAA
Messenger RNA from Capsicum annuum, 1775 nucleotides. Its product is annotated as polyvinylalcohol dehydrogenase. The transcript has 4 exons. Bases 21 to 1682 code for a protein of 553 amino acids. The record is from RefSeq and is a predicted model, not a curated record. Lineage: Eukaryota; Viridiplantae; Streptophyta; Magnoliopsida; Solanales; Solanaceae.